Molecule: messenger RNA, 1228 nt
Organism: Xenopus laevis (African clawed frog)
Lineage: Eukaryota; Metazoa; Chordata; Amphibia; Anura; Pipidae
Product: indolethylamine N-methyltransferase
Exons: 4
Coding region: 302-949 (215 amino acids)
Source: RefSeq, a predicted model, not a curated record
AGAGGUGGGGGAAUAAGGUGUGGAGGUGGAUUAAGGUGUGCAGAGAUGGGUUGAGGUGUGCAAAGUAGGGGACCUGAGGGAAGCAGGGGUGGGACUGGGAACUUGUGACAACUACAGUAGGUGUCUGCUGUUUGGCCUCUUUCUGGAAGCCCUCCCAAGCUGCAUGCGCACUUCGAGCCUUCAACAGACAUCUCCCUCCAGCUGUCAGUGCCCCCCCAGUUAACUGGGGGUAAGUGAAGUUUGCCGUAAGUUUAAACCUACCGACCUGCUCUUGUCACGCUGCUCUGCCUGUCAUUGCUUGAUGUGUGGAGUGAAAGGGGAAACACUUAUUGACAUUGGCCAAGGACCAACAAUUUAUCAGGACCUUUCUGCAUGUGAAUCUUUUAAAGAGAUCAUCGGUGCAGAGUACACUGAGCGUAACCGGGAGUACUAUAAAAAAACCCUGAGAAAUGAACCAGGAAUAUUUGACUGGACAACUGUUAUACAAACAGUUUGUGAUCUGGAGGGAAAGGGUACAACAGUGGAAGAGAAGAGAGAAAAACUGAAAAAGACGGUGACAAAGAUAAUUAAAUGUGAUAUAAAUAAAAGCAAUCCUGUGGAACCUCUGGUGCUGCCCAGAGUUGACUGUGUAAUGGCCAUUGGGUGCUUGGAAUGUGUCCGUGAUCUGGAUAGUUUUUGUGAUGCCCUUAAGAACAUUUCAUCUUUGCUAAAAGUGGGAGGGCAUUUAAUAAUUGAUGAGCUUCUUAACGGUACCUACUACUUCUUAGGAGGCACAAGGUUUUCUUGUGUAACCUUAACUGAGGAAUUCAUGAGAAAUGCUAUAACUGAUGCCGGCUUUGCAAUAAUAGACCUGGAGGUUCAGGCCAUUAACAGAGACAAACAGCAGUACAAUAUCUCUGAUAAUGACUCAGACAUAUUCAUUCUUGCACGCAAACUGCAAGAUAUUUAGGUUGGAGAGGAUAGUAUAUAAUAUACAGCAUAUCUGCUCUCUACUAAGGCUGGUUUAUUUAAACAUUCAGUCAUAUAAAAAUACCUAUUCUGAACUCUAUUAAAUAAGAAAACAUUUUGUUUCCUAUUUAACUCUCUCUUUGAGUCAUGCAGUUGUCACCUAAAGAAUUAAACAGCCCCUCAACAAAGAUAUGUCUUACUAUUUUAAUGUUUGAUAAAAGAAAAAAAUUACGUUAGACAACAAUGAGAUAACUGCUGUAGAACUAGUAGAACUAGUAGA